AUGGAACCCCCAAAGCUCAGUCACUUGCCAAAGAACUCGCACAAGAAAGCCCGGUUUGAUUUCGGCGCGGACCUGCUCCUGGGCAUGGACCUCAACAACGAUGUUGAUAUCCAUGUGGGUAGGCCGGGCACCAUGUGCUACGGGACCCUCUACCCUGUCUCAUGGGGGCUACGGAGAGACGGUGGUCGAGAGGGUUGGGGGAGAGGAAGAAGGGAAGAAGAAGGGAAGAGGAAGAAAGGUGGGAGGGGUCCUUAUAUACCCUCAACAACACGUACCUUCCUAGAAUGGGCAGUUGCCUACUUUCCUAAUCUGUCCAUCUUGUGA
Penicillium samsonianum is the source of this 324-nucleotide messenger RNA. RefSeq lists its product as uncharacterized. The transcript has a single exon. NCBI's taxonomy places the organism in Eukaryota, Fungi, Ascomycota, Eurotiomycetes, Eurotiales, Aspergillaceae. The record is from RefSeq and is a predicted model, not a curated record. Bases 1 to 324 code for a protein of 107 amino acids.